UUAUGUCCUCCUAACUAUUUUUCUCACGCUAUUGAAAAAUUUGUGCGAAUAUUUUGUUUACAAAGGCGACGACCACCAAAAUAUGCAAGGACAUUUUAUUGAGAGCACUUAAAACUUGAAAAUUUGAUAAUGAUGGCUAACAGAACCAUUCGAAACUUUGAACUGUAAAGUUGCAAUCGAAGGAAAACACUCGAAAUAUACCGCCGCUCAAGAAAUUAUAAUGGAAAUAUCUGAGUCCAGCCGCUGUAUAUACAUUGUCAGUAAGAUAUUGGGUUUGGCUCCAUUUUCCGUAAAGAAGACUGAUAAAGGAACCUAUUUGGUAGAGAAGAGCAUUCCCUUUAUUAUUUAUGCAUCAGUUUUAACAUCGGCCAUGUCUUUUUUAACAUAUCGUGGACUACUUUUUGACGCUACCUCUAAAAUCCCACUAAGGCAGUCGUUUCGUAUGAAAUCUGUAACCUCUAAAGCCGUUACCACCAUGGAUGUGUCGGUUAUUGUAAUGGCAGUAACAGCUGGUGCUCUCUGUGGCAUAUUCGGUUAUAAUCCAACCAAAGAACUGAAUGUACGUUUACAAAAAGUGGAUGCCUCUAUAAAUGGCGAUAGGAAACGUGAUACACUAAAGGCCAUAAUGUUGCUCAUUUUACCAGUGAUUUCUAUAACAAUUUUAAUGUUUUUUGAUAUUUGGACUUGGUUAAGUUUUGCCCAGACAGCAAAUACCGAAGGUGAAAAUACAGAUCUAAAUACUCUAUGGUAUAUACCAUUCUAUGGACUCUAUUACAUUUUAACGUGUUUACAUGUGACCUUUGCCAACACCACCUUGAGCCUGAGUAGACGAUUCAAAACGUUAAAUGUUACGCUAAUAAUGUCGUUUUUAACAACUGAAUCAAAGAAGGAAAUUCAAAUGCAAAACAUACCGAAGAUAACACCGGUUUUACCAACCAAGGGACAUGAACCUCCAUUACAUAUAAGUUUUACAAAAAUUACCUCCGAACUUCACCAGGCACCAGAAAAGAAUAAAUCGUUGCUGUUGAAGAUGUUGGCAGAAUGCCACGAGUCCUUGGGAAAGUGUGUGGCAUUGGUUUCCAGCUCAUAUGGAAUGGCUGUUUUAUUCAUACUUCUCUCCUGUUUCCUACACCUGGUGGCCACUUCAUAUUUCCUAUUCAUGGAAUUUUUGGAAAAGAACAGUGGCGGAUUUAGUUGGCUCCAAGUCAUGUGGAUAACUUUUCAUACAUCACGCCUGCUUUUGGUUGUCGAGCCGUGUCAUCGUGUAAGUGCCGAAUCAAGUAAAACUAUUCAUAUUAUUUGUGAAAUAGAAAGAGGUAUUCAUGAUUCGAUACUGGCAGAAGAGGUUAACAAAUUCUGGCAACAACAGUUGGUUUUCAAAGAUCGAUUUUCUGCAUGUGGUCUGGUAAUGGUCGAUCGCAGUCUUCUGACAUCCAUAUUCUCGGCCAUCGCAACGUAUUUGGUUAUAAUCAUACAAUUCCAGAAAAGUGACGGCUAAAGCCAGCUAUCGACUUGCUUCUACGACGAGAAUUUAUUGUACUUUUAUGAUAAAAUGAAAUAAUUUAUUAAA
Musca domestica (house fly) is the source of this 1570-nucleotide messenger RNA. Its product is annotated as gustatory receptor for sugar taste 43a-like. Lineage: Eukaryota; Metazoa; Arthropoda; Insecta; Diptera; Muscidae. Gene Ontology annotation, cellular component: membrane; neuronal cell body; dendrite. The record is from RefSeq and is a predicted model, not a curated record. Gene Ontology annotation, biological process: sensory perception of taste. The transcript has 10 exons. The coding region runs from base 221 to 1498 and encodes 425 amino acids.